This is a messenger RNA of Cajanus cajan (pigeon pea), 1947 nucleotides long. RefSeq names its product ethylene-responsive transcription factor RAP2-7. NCBI's taxonomy places the organism in Eukaryota, Viridiplantae, Streptophyta, Magnoliopsida, Fabales, Fabaceae. Gene Ontology annotation, biological process: regulation of DNA-templated transcription. The record is from RefSeq and is a predicted model, not a curated record. Gene Ontology annotation, molecular function: DNA-binding transcription factor activity; DNA binding.
UGUCACCUUACCCCUCUAUCCAAAGAUGAAGUCCUCACAAUUGGUACUUCACCAUAUCUUUGCAACUGAGAAUUCAGGCCAAUCACAUCUCUGACUCAGCCUCAACCAUGUUCUUGUGCCUUAUUCCCUAUGAUUCUGGAACAACAUCCUAUUCUUCUCUUUCUUCACUGUUCUUCUCUUCCUGCUCAGCAACUCUUCCUCUACCUUAAUUUUAGUCUAUUUGUUUUGACAGAUUCUAUCUUCUUCUGCUGUGCUCAACCUUUAAAGGGUCGUUUUUUUCUCUUUCUCUCUCUCCUAGUUUGAGUUUCAUACUACACAAGGAAGUACAUGAGACUUACCCAAAAGGGUAUGAUUUGAAGACCACAAGCUGGUGAUAGAAGAGAGCCUUUUUACCAAGAUAUGGCCAUGUUUGAUCUCAAUGUUGACAUCAAGCAUGCUGAUGUUGAUGCUGAUGCUGAUUCAGAAUCAAGCUGGGCAGAAAAGGGGGUGCAAGUGCAACUUCAAAACCUUCCACCUGAAAUCUCAGAUUCCAGGACCUCAAACUCAUCUGUGUGCAACCCUGCAGAGGAAGACUCCUCAAACAACUCCUCUCCCUUGAUCUUUGACAUAAUGAAGAAAGAGAGACAUGGCUCAGAGUUUGGUGGUGUCACUGAGAGGGGAAACAAUAAUAAGGAGCAAAACAUGGCUCAAGAGACUGAGAUAGUGACUGCUGACAAAGGAGGUGGAGUGGCUGACAUCAAAUUGGGGUUGUGGGGGAAGACUCAGUGGCUGAACAUGUCUUUUCCAGAACCUGAUGGAAAAAAUGGACUCAAAAGCUUACCUCAUGUGAGGAAAAAUAGGAGAGGACCAAGGUCUCGCAGUUCACAGUACCGGGGUGUCACCUUCUACCGAAGGACUGGUAGAUGGGAGUCUCAUAUUUGGGAUUGUGGGAAGCAGGUCUAUUUGGGUGGAUUUGACACUGCUCAAGCUGCUGCAAGAGCAUAUGAUAGAGCUGCUAUUAAGUUUCGGGGAGUAGAUGCUGACAUAAACUUUAGUUUGAGUGAUUAUGAAGAGGAUUUGAAUCAGAUGAAAGGUUUGAGUAAGGAAGAGUUUGUGCUCUUACUUCGUCGACAAAUCAAUGGAAUCUCAAAGAGAAGUUCAACAUACAGAGGUGUGUUAGCUCAAGCAGAGCCACGAAUGGGACCAUUUCUUGGCAAGACAUUAUACCCCAACUCAUCCAUCAAGUGUGAUGAUGGAAAUGUGGAGGCCAGUUUAAAGCCUUAUUCUUAUAAGGAAAAAAUAAUUGCAAGUUCCAGCUUGGCAGGCACUUGCGAUGAUCUUGAUUUGAGCCUAGGAAUUUCUCCAUCUUCUAAAAAACUGAAGAAUAAUGAUCAUGGAGGAGGGUUUUCCUUUGGAUACAUGGCUUGUAAGAUACCCAAGGAAAGAGGAACAAUGGAGGGGGCCAUGGUGGACAGAAUAAGAAAUGUUCCUUUGCAAAAGAUUUCCAACUUGACUUGGCAACUUUGCAGCAAUGGCAGCAUUGCCUCAAUGCCAUUGCAACCAAAUGCAGCAUCAUCAGGAUUCGUCUCUUCUUCUAGCUGUCUCAUCAACCACACUUCCAAUCAGCAACCAUAUUAAUUAUGCCAACAAUUUGGCAUUGGCUCAACCACAGAACUCACCACUUACUCCCCAAGGUAGGGCCAGAGUUGUUGGAACCACUAGGGACUCAGCAUAUUUACUCUUUGCUUUUUGGAAGAUUGGAUAUGAGCAAUAGUACUUUAUAUUAUAACCAUGUGUAUCUAUCAUAUUCUAGUGAUUUCCUCAAUUAUGAAUGUAUUUAAUAAUGGCAAGCAUUGAUUACAAUGGCCAACCAAUAACCUAUAGUCAUUAUUGUGAUUUAGAAUAAAAUAUUGCCUUGUGUAAGAGGCCUAUUUUAAUGGAGAAGAUAAUCAAAGGUUGUUAUAGCAA